Molecule: messenger RNA, 3528 nt
Organism: Symphalangus syndactylus (siamang)
Lineage: Eukaryota; Metazoa; Chordata; Mammalia; Primates; Hylobatidae
Gene: PLG
Product: plasminogen
Biological process (GO): proteolysis
Molecular function (GO): signaling receptor binding; serine-type endopeptidase activity
Source: RefSeq, a predicted model, not a curated record
GUAAGUCAACAACAUCCUGGGAUUGGGACACACUUUCUGGGCACUGCUGGCCAGUCCCAAAAUGGAACAUAAGGAAGUGGUUCUUCUACUUCUUUUGUUUCUGAAAUCAGGUCAAGGAGAGCCUCUGGAUGACUAUGUGAAUACCCAGGGGGCUUCACUGCUCAGCGUCACUAAGAAGCAGCUGGGGGCAGGAAGCAUAGAAGAAUGUGCAGCAAAAUGUGAGGAGGAGAAAGAAUUCACCUGCAGGGCAUUCCAGUAUCAUAGUAAAGAGCAACAAUGUGUGGUAAUGGCUGAAAACAGGAAGUCCUCCAUAAUCUUUAGGAUGAGAGAUGUAGUUUUAUUUGAAAAGAAAGUGUAUCUUUCAGAGUGCAAGACUGGGAAUGGAAAGAACUACAGAGGGACGAUGUCCAAAACAAAAAAUGGCAUCACCUGUCAAAAAUGGAGUUCCACUUCUCCCCACAGACCUAGAUUCUCACCUGCUACACACCCCUCAGAGGGACUGGAGGAGAACUACUGCAGGAAUCCAGACAACGAUGUGCAGGGGCCCUGGUGCUACACUACUGAUCCAGAACAGAGAUAUGACUACUGCGACAUUCCCGAGUGUGAAGAGGAAUGUAUGCAUUGCAGUGGAGAAAAUUAUGAUGGCAAAAUUUCCAAGACCAUGUCUGGACUGGAAUGCCAGGCCUGGGACUCUCAGAGCCCACAUGCUCACGGAUACAUUCCUUCCAAAUUUCCAAACAAGAACCUGAAGAAGAAUUACUGUCGUAACCCCGAUGGGGAGCCGCGGCCUUGGUGUUUCACCACCAACCCCAACAAGCGCUGGGAACUUUGCAACAUCCCCCGCUGCACAACACCUCCACCAUCUUCUGGUCCCACCUACCAGUGUCUGAAGGGAACAGGUGAAAACUAUCGCGGGAAUGUGGCUGUUACCGUGUCCGGGGACACCUGUCAGCGCUGGAGUGCACAGACCCCUCACACACAUAACAGGACACCAGAAAACUUUCCCUGCAAAAAUUUGGAUGAAAACUACUGCCGCAAUCCUGAUGGAGAAAAGGCCCCAUGGUGCUAUACAACCAACAGAGAAGUGCGGUGGGAGUACUGUAAGAUACCGUCCUGUGACUCCUCCCCAGUAUCCCCGGAACAGUUGGAUCCCACAGCACCACCUGAGCUAACCCCUGUGGUCCAGGACUGCUACCAUGGUGAUGGACAGAGCUACCGAGGCACAUCCUCCACCACCAUCACAGGAAAGAAGUGUCAGUCUUGGUCAUCUAUGACACCACACCGGCACCAGAAGACCCCAGAAAACUACCCAAAUGCUGGCCUGACAAUGAACUACUGCAGGAAUCCAGAUGCUGAUAAAGGGCCCUGGUGUUUUACCACAGACCCCAGCGUCAGGUGGGAGUACUGCAACCUGAAAAAAUGCUCAGGAACAGAAGGGAGUGCUGUAGCACCUCCGCCUGUUGUCCAACUUCCAAGUGUAGAGACUCCUUCCGAAGAAGACUGUAUGUUUGGGAAUGGGAAAGGAUACCGAGGCAAGAGGGCAACCACUGUUACUGGGACGCCAUGCCAGGGAUGGGCUGCUCAGGAGCCCCAUAGUCACCGCAUUUUCACUCCAGAGACAAAUCCACGGGCAGGUCUGGAAAAAAACUACUGCCGUAACCCUGAUGGUGAUGUAGGUGGUCCCUGGUGCUACACCACAAAUCCAAGAAAACUUUACGACUACUGUGAUGUCCCUCAGUGUGCGUCCGCUUCAUUUGAUUGUGGGAAGCCUCGAGUGGAGCCGAAGAAAUGUCCUGGAAGGGUUGUAGGGGGGUGUGUGGCCAACGCACAUUCCUGGCCCUGGCAAGUCAGUCUUAGAAUAAGGUCUGGACCGCACUUCUGUGGAGGCACCUUGAUAUCCCCAGAGUGGGUGUUGACUGCUGCCCACUGCUUGGAGAAGUCACCAAGGCCUUCAUCCUACAAGGUCAUCCUGGGUGCACACCAAGAAGUGAAUCUCGAACCGCAUGUUCAGGAAAUAGAAGCGUCUAAGAUGUUCUCGGAGCCCACAGGAGCAGAUAUUGCCUUGCUAAAGCUAAGCAGUCCUGCCAUCAUCACUGACAAAGUAAUCCCAGCUUGUCUGCCAUCCCCAAAUUAUGUGGUCGCUGACCGGACCGAAUGUUUCAUCACUGGCUGGGGAGAAACCCAAGGUACUUUUGGGGCUGGCCUUCUCAAGGAAGCCCAGCUCCCUGUGAUUGAGAAUAAAGUGUGCAAUCGCUAUGAGUAUCUGAAUGGAAGAGUCAAAUCCACCGAGCUCUGUGCUGGAAAUCUGGCCGGAGGCACUGACAGUUGCCAGGGUGACAGUGGAGGGCCUCUGGUUUGCUUUGAGAAGGACAAGUACAUUUUACAAGGAGUCACUUCUUGGGGUCUUGGCUGUGCACGCCCCAAUAAGCCUGGUGUCUAUGUUCGUGUUUCAAGGUUUGUUACUUGGAUUGAGGGAGUGAUGAGAAAUAAUUAAUUGGACGGGAGACAGAGUGGAGCACUGACUCACCUAGAGGCUGGAAUGUGGGUAGGGAUUUAGCAUGCUGGAAAUAACUGACAGUAAUCAAACGAAGACACUGUCCCCAGCUACCAGCUACGCCAACCUCAGCAUUUUUUGUAUUAUUUUCUGACUGCUGGAUUCUGUAGUAAGGUGACAUAGCUAUGACAUUUGUUAAAAAUAAACUCUGUACUUAACUUUGAUUUGAGUAAAUUUUGGUUUUGGUCUUCAACAUUUUCAUGUUCUUUGUUCAUCCCACCAAUUUUAAAUGGGCAGAUUGGGGGGCGGGGGAAUUUAGCUGCUUUUGAUAAGGAACAGUGCACAAAGGACUGAGCAGGCUGCAAGGUCGCAGAGGGCAGAGCCGAGAAGUUGUCCACGCAUUUACCUCAUCAGCUAACGAGGGCUUGACUGCAUUUUUACUGUCUUUAUUCCCAUCACUGAGAUGAAUGUUUUCAAAGCUGCAACAUGUAUGGGGAGUCACGCGAACCGAUUCUGUUACCGGGAAUGAAAUCUGUCACUGACUGCUUGACUUGAGCCCAGGGGACACGGAGCAGAGAGCCGUAUAUGAUGGAGUGAACCAGUCCACGGACGUGUAACACAAGACCAGCUGAGAGUCUGAAUGUUGUUCUGGGGCACAUGUGAGUCUAGGAUUGGUGCCAAGAGCAUGUAAAUGAACAACAAGCAAAUACUGAAGGUGGACCACUUAUUUCCCAUUGCCAAUUGCCUGCCCGGUUUUGAAACAGUCUGCAGUACACACGGUCACAGGAGAAUGACCUGUGGGAGAGACACAUGUUUAGAAGGAAGAGAAAGGACAAAUGUAUACUUUUUACCAUUUAAAAUGUUGUUAUCAAACAAAAAUAUCCAUUCAAAAUACAAUUUAACAAUGCAACAGUCAUCUUACAGUAGAGAAAUGCAGAGUAAAGCAAAACUGUGACUGUGAAUAAAGGGUGAAUGUAGUCUCAAAUCCUCAAAGAGUUGUUUAUUUCAUUGACAAAUAGAUUAUUUGUAUUCAA